Molecule: messenger RNA, 765 nt
Organism: Abrus precatorius (Indian licorice)
Lineage: Eukaryota; Viridiplantae; Streptophyta; Magnoliopsida; Fabales; Fabaceae
Product: oleosin 18.2 kDa-like
Exons: 1
Coding region: 1-765 (254 amino acids)
Biological process (GO): response to freezing; lipid storage; seed oilbody biogenesis
Cellular component (GO): monolayer-surrounded lipid storage body; membrane
Source: RefSeq, a predicted model, not a curated record
AUGGCUGAGCCCCAGCAACAUGGCUACUACCAAACACAAACACGCACACAAUCCCAAACCACCAAAGCAAGUUCUUCCACUUCACAGGUUCUAGCGCUCGCCACCCUCGUGCCUUUUGGUGCCACUCUUCUCGUCUUCGCCUGCCUCAUCCUCACCGUCACCGUCAUUGGCCUCACCGUCGCCACCCCACUGUUUGUCAUCUUCAGCCCUGUCUUGGUCCCCGCCGUCUUAGUCAUUGGUUUGGCAAUCGCCGGCUUUCUCACAUCUGGAGCCUUCGGCGUCACCUCACUCUCUUCCUUUGCUUGGCUAGCCACCUGUCUCCGCCGCUCACGCUCGCCGGCACAGCGGCAACAUGCAAAGUCUCCUGCGCCGGAUACCGUGCCCCAGAAAACUGAGGAAGCCGGAGGUAGUGUAGUACGAAAUACCCAGGAAACGGGCCAGCAGACCCAAAAAGAAGCUGAACGCAAGGCCCAGGAAUCUGAUAAGCAAGCCCAAAAAGAAAGUUCAGAAAAGGACCAGGAAAUGGCCCAAAAAGAAACUCCACGAAAGGACCAGGAAACGAGCCAGGAGGCCCAAAAAGAAAGUGCACCAAAGGAUCAGGAAACGGGCAAGGGGGCCCAAAAAGAAAGUGCACGAAAGGACCAGGAAACGGGCCAGGAGGAGGCCCAAAAAGAAAGUGCACCAAAAGAUCAGGAAACGGGCAAGAGGGCCCAAAAAUCCGGUGGAACAAAGGAAGACCCCAAAGAAAACCAAAAAUCGUCAUGA